Anolis carolinensis (green anole) is the source of this 11770-nucleotide messenger RNA. It is a transcript of the gene fsd2, whose product is annotated as fibronectin type III and SPRY domain containing 2. The record is from RefSeq and is a predicted model, not a curated record. The coding region runs from base 1574 to 3670 and encodes 698 amino acids. NCBI's taxonomy places the organism in Eukaryota, Metazoa, Chordata, Lepidosauria, Squamata, Anolidae. The transcript has 13 exons. Gene Ontology annotation, molecular function: protein binding.
UCCAGUCACAUGAGCCUUCAAGGUCCAUCUUCCAAAGCUCAAGGCCAGGUUCAAUUAGUAAUUUGUUGCAAACUCAUAUAGAUCCAGCCAGAAAGUGAAAUUAGGGCUCCUUCUACAUUGCCAGAUAAUCCAGGUUAUCCAAACAAAAAAAUCCACAUUAUUUGAUUUGAACUGGAUUAUCUUAGUCUACACUGCCAUAUAAUCCAAUUCAAAGCAGAUAGUGUGAGGCUUAGGAUUUGGAACUAUGGGUUCCAACGACAUUAGGAAACAUUUGGAAAAACUUAGAACAUUAGGAAAAACUUCCUGGGCAUAAGAAGAGCUGUUCAGCAGUGGAACUCUCUGUCUUAGAGUCCGGUGGAAGCCCCUUUCUUGGAAGAUUUUAAACAGGCUGGAGCCACAGCGGUGCAAUGGAUUAAACCCUUGUGCCUGAAGGUUUGGUUGCUGACCUGAAGGUUGCCGGUUCGAAUCUGCGAGAUGGGCUGAGCACCCGUUAGUCAGCUCUAGCUUGGACAUGAGAGAAGCCUCCCAGCAGGAUGGGAACACAUCCAGGUGUCCCCUGGGCAACGUCUCUGUAGACGGCCAAUUCUCUCCAGCGGAAAGGUAAGGGUGCUCCAUGCAGUCGUGCCAAUGGCCACAUGACCUUGGAGAUGUCUAAGGACAACGCCGGCUCUUUGGCUUAGAAAUGGAGAUGAGCACCAACCCCCAGAGUCAGGCACAACUAGACUUAACGUCAGGGGAAAACCUUUACCUAUAUCCAGUCUAUGAUUCUAUAAUUUUUAUUGUAAUUUUUUAAUCUUGGAAGACUUUUAAUCUGAUGUAAACUGUGUUUUUGAUGUAUAUUGUAAGCUGCCCUGAGUCCUCUGAUGAGUGAGAAGGGUGGGGUAGAAAUGAUGUAAUAAAUAAUAAAUAAAUAAAUAGGAGCUGUUCCAUAACAUCGAGGGCCCACUCACACAGCCAUAUGACUCAGAAUAUCAAGGUAGAAAAUCGCCAGGGCAGCAGAAGACAAGCUUGCUCCCUCCUCCCUAUAACUUCCCUUCACGUAUUUGUACAUGGCUAUCAUGUCUCCUCUUAGCCUUCUCUUCUGCAGGCUAAACAUGCCCAGUUCUUUAAGCCGCUCCUCAUAGGGCUUGUUCUCCAGACCGUUGAUCAUUUUAGUUGCCGCCCUCUUUGCCUCUGCUGUUUCUCUUUCAUUCAAAAGCGGUUUGUUGCCAGAGAAAUGUUCAAUAUAUCAAAUGUUUUAACCCCAACUUUUCUCAGGAGCCAUUUGGGCCUGACGUUCUCCUCUCUGACACACAAGAAGUCAUCUGCUGAAGGACAGCUGGUGCCAGGCUAUAUUUGUUCUUCUUGCUCAUAGCCUGCAUGCCGCGCUUAGGGUAAGCAGCAGUCUAGAGUUACAAGAGUGAGGCUUCGGUUUCAGAAGUCGAAAGCUGGCAGGGAAUGGCUGCCGUAUGAAAAAUCAAGGUUUGUGAGGAAAAAUAGGUUUCGUUAUUGUUGGGAUUAAAGAAGAAUUAUGAAUCAUUGAUACUUACGCUAUGCAGUUCUUCCUUGACUUGUCCUGAAGAUCUUGUAUCAUAUGGUGUCUCUCCUGCUUUUCAUCCAAGAAGCUUUUCAGCUUGCUAGAUCGGCUGUUAGUACUCCAGUUACCCCAAUGGAUUCCGAGUCCAAAGACAAGGAUCCGGAAAGCCCCAGAUAUUAUCAUCUGGAACUUUAUGACUCAACUGAAGACUUAGAGAUGUUUUCAGAACCCUUUCGAAGACGAGAUCUCGCUGUGCAGGAAGACAGGAAGACUCAAAGCACAGAGAAGCCAACAAUCUCAAGCGGGGAUUUUGGGGAUCAACACUCGGACAGUGAGCCAGCAAGCAAUAAAGAUGGCUGUGAUGCCCUUAAAAAUAUGGCUGGAUAUGAUACGGAAAAGAAGCCACCCUUCAAAGACAUGGACACAUACUGUAUUACUUGCUGUGUUCCUGUUAGAGCCCUUGACAAACAGUGUAGUGAACAUGAAGAGCAUGAAGUCAUUCCUCUCGACAGUGUGGUUCAAAUAGCAAAGGAUGAACUUCAGAAAAACAUAUGCAGACUGGAAAAGCAGAUUAUUCAUUUGGAGGGUUUUUCAAGCCAUUUGGAAGAAAUCUUCAUCACGGUAGAGGAGAAAUUUGCCAGAGAGGAGCAUAACUUUGAGAGACGCUAUGAUGAAGUGAUGCAGACCCUCGAGCAAAGAUAUGAAGAAACGAUGCAGGCAUUAGGGGAAGAAAAGAAGGAGAAGUUGGAGACAUUAUAUGAGCAGUUGGUUAGCUGCGGAGAAAACCUGGACACUUGCAAAGAGCUGAUGGAAACAAUAGAAGGCCUGGGCCAGGGUGCCAAUAAAGUGGAUACCAUGAAGACCGCUGUAACUACAAUGGACAGAUUGGAGGAAUUCUUGAAAAAAGAUGUGGAUGUAGACCUCUCCACACCAAUAGAAUAUGAAGCCAGAGUCAUAGAGUUCUCUGAUGUUCAACAACUAAUGGAUUCUGUUGAUUCUCUCCCAGCCACUUUUCCUCCUUGUGCGCCAGUCAUGAACCCUCAGGAUCCCAACUCAGCCACAGGGACUUCUGUGCGAGUCUGCUGGAGCUUCUUUUCGGAAGAUCUGGUUGAAAGGUACCAGCUGUACUACAAGAGAGUAAGCAAUGAUACGUCCAAAGAAGAGCAAGCUGAGUUUGUGCUAAAUGUGAAAGAGACAUACCGCACAGUUACCAACGUGACACCGAAUACACAGUAUGAAUUUUGGGUCAAAGCACUCAACAGAGCUGGGAUCAGUCCAGCAAGCGAAAGAGCUGUUUACAUGACAGCUCCUCUGCCACCUGUUAUCAACAGUAAGGAGAUUCAGAGCUGUGAACAUGCAGCGCUCAUACGCUGGGAAUGUGGCAACACAAAUCCCGUGGACUCCUACACAGUUGAAUUGUCCAGGCUGACAGAUGGAGAAGACGAGGACAUUAUUACAGAGUCUAUUGUUGGGAUUCCAAACUGUGAAACUUUGAUUCAGCUGGAGCCACAGCAGAAUUACCUCCUCUCUGUGAAAGCCCUCAAUCCGGGUGGCUCUAGUGACAAGAGCGAUUCCAUCUCCAUCCUGAGCACAGGCACCUCCUUUACUCUGAACGAGGAGACCGCACAUCCUUUACUGUCUAUCCUAGAAGAUGGGCUGACCAUUUUGUGCAACGAGGCUGAAAGUCAACGAAGAGAUUUGUCUUUUGGUGAAAACAGUUUCACAAGAUCCAUCGCAAUAUUGGGAAACCCAAUACCAUUCCACGGAAAACACUACUGGGAGGUCUAUGUUGAUGAAAAAAUUGAAUACCGUGUUGGCGUGGCUUUUGGAAAUGCAUCAAGGGACAGCUAUUUGGGCAUGACCCAUUCCUCCUGGUGCAUGAGGCACACGGUCACUGCUUCCAGACAUACCUAUGAAUUUCUCAACAAUGGGAUGACCCCAGAUAUCAGGCUGACUAUCCCGCCUCGGAGAAUUGGCCUUCUGCUGGAUUACGACAAAGGGAGCCUAUCCUUUUUCAACACAGACAUCAUGCAGCACUUGUACACUUUCCAUAGCCGCUUCCAAGAUUUUGUGUGCCCAUGUUUUGCGGUGGAAGAACCUGGUGUGCUCAAGAUUCAAAAUGGCAUUGCAGUGCCCCCAUACACACUUUCAUGAAAGGAGUUACCAUCCAGUAUCUGCUGUCCUGAAAGUAAGACACAUUGAGCUCUAUGGAAUUUGUUUCUGGGCAAACAUGGCUUGCAUUGGGUUGCAUGACUAUGUUCCAGAAGCAUUUUCUCCUGACGUUUCGCCAGCGUCUAUGGCAGGCAUCCUCAGAGGUGUGAGGUCAACAGAGAGAAUGCUUAUGGAACAUAAUAAUAAUAAUAAUAAUAAUAAUAAUAAAACUUUAUUUAUACCCCCGCCACCAUCUCCCCGUGGGGACUUGGGGCGGCUCACAACGUUACAAAAGUAACAGCGCAAAUACAUUAAACAAUAUUCACAGUUUAAAACACAAGAAGAUGAUAAAACAGAAGUUAAAACAAAGGUUUAAAACAAAUGGCCAUGUAGCCCAGAAAACUCACAGCAACCCAGUGAUUCUGGCCAUGAAAGCUUUUGACAACAAAUGGCUUGCAUUGUCCAACUCUAGUAAACUUCCAGCUCACGAUGACAACCAUACUCUCUUUGGAUUUUGUUGAGAUUGUGUUCUGUUUAUGUUUAUGACAAUACAGUAGAGUCUCACUUAUCCAACAUAAACGGGCCGGCAGAAUGUUGGAUAAGCGAAUAUGUUGGAUAAUAAGGAGGCAUUAAGGAAAAGCCUAUUAAACAUCAAAUUAGGUUAUGAUUUUACAAAUGAAGCACCAAAACAUCAUGUUAGGCAACAAAUUUGCUAGAAAAAGUACAGUAGAGUCUCACUUAUCCAACACUCGCUUAUCCAACGUUCUGGAUUAUCCAACACAUUUUUGUAGUCAAUGUUUUCAAUACAUCAUGAUAUUUUGGUGAUAAAUUCGUAAUUACUACGUGGCAUUAAUGCAUAUUGAACUACGUUUUCUGUCAAAUUUGUUGUAUGACAUGUUUUGGUGCUUAAUUUGUAAAAUCAUAACCUAAUUUGAUGUUUAAUAGGCUUUUUCUUAAUCUCUCCUUAUUAUGCAACAUAUUCGCUUAUCCAACGUUCUGCCGGCCCGUUUACGUUGGAUAAGCGAGACUCUACUGUAGUUCAAUACGCAGUAAUGCUAUGUAGUAAUUACUGUAUUUACGAAUUUAGCACCAAAAUAUCACGAUAUAUUGAAAACAUUGACUACAAAAAUGCGUUAGAUAAUCCAGAAUGUUGGAUAAGUGAGACUCUACUGUAAUUCACAAUGAAAUAAGGAACAAGAAACCAUGCAGGUAAGUUUGUAAACAAAGGCUAACAGAAACGAUAGCCCUAUGUAGUCGUUUUGUUUUGUUUUAUAAUCUGUUUUGUUUUGCUUUAUAAUCAUGGCCCUAUUGCCGCAUUUGCAAAUGACAUUGCCCGACCUACACAAACAAUCAUCAGCCACAAGGUUCCAACAUUUUGCAGGAUUUUGUGACUCCAGAUGCUGAAGUUUGUAUUCAAUGGAAAUGUUGAGGAUUUAGGGACCAUCACCACGAGGGGGCAAUAGUGGGAGCUGAAGGCAAAAGAUGGCAUUUUGUCGCAAUAGGAGGACUCCCAUAGUCAUAUAGCUGCUAAACUGUGAAACAGGCUCCGAUGUGGAAUACUUUACUCCCUAAAGCACUUUCCAAAAAUUUUGGACUUGGAAACGAAGCUUGAGCCAAGAAUGAAUGGCAGGAUAGGGGAAUGGUAUAGAUCAGGGGUCCCCAAAUUAAGGCCCGGGGGCCGGAUGCGGCCCUCCAAGCUCAUUUACCUGGCCCCUGCCCUCAGUUUUAUAAUAUAAUAUUUUUAUAUCAGCUUUAAUAAUAUAAUAUUGUAUAUACAUAUAAUAUUGAUAGAAAUAUUAUAAUGUUAUACAAUGUAAUACUAAUAAUAAUACCAUAUAAUAAUAUUAAUUAUAUAUUAUAUAUUACACUAGCUGUGCCUGGCCACGCGUUGCUGUGGCGUUGUUUGGUGGCGUUGGUGAGAAAUUGUCGAGGUAGUGGUGGUAUUGAAUGUCUGUUGUAUGGUUGUCUUUAUGUUUAGUAUGCACACUGAAGUGGAUUAUAUGGCAGUGUGGAGUCAAGAUAAUCCAGUUCAAAGCAGAUAAUAUAAGAUUCUAAAUGGGUUAUAUAGCUGUUUGGAAGGGCCUUGAGUCUACACUGCCAUAUAAUCCAGUUAAAAUCUGAUAAUCUGUGGAAGAGGCCUAAGUGAGGCCUAACUGUGCCUGUCCCCUGGGCUGAGUAGGUUGCUAGGAGACCAAGUGAGCGGAGCUUAGCCUUCAAACUGGCAGCAAUUUGAUAAAAACAAUUAUUCCUCUCCCUGUAAUUAGGACUUUAUUUUUCUCUUCUUUUUGUUGUAUCAACCUAGAGCCGUGAAUGAUGGGUUGUGUUGUUAAAUUUCGAGGUUGGGGGGCCUGUAGUUUCGUCGUUUUGUCCGCUGCCCUGAUGCCAUCACUCUUUUAUAUAUAUAGAUGUAAUAUUACUAAUAAUAUUACAAUAUAGUGGUAUAAUUCAAUAUAGUAAUAUAUAAUGCUUAUAUUGUUCUAUGUUAAUAAUAUAAUAUAUUGUAUUUAGAUAUUAAUUGUAAGCCGCUCUGAGUCCCCUUCGGGGUGAAAAGGACAGGAUAUAAAUGUAGUAAAUAAAUAAAUAAAUAAAUGUUUGACUUAGGCUCGCCCAAAAUCUGAAAUGACUUGAAGGCACACAACAACAAUAAUGCUAAUUAACUUGACUAUCUUGUUGGCCAGAAGCAGGUCCACACUUCCCAUUGAAAUCCUGAUCGGUUUGAGUUGGUUAAAAUUGUUUUUAUUUUAAAAUAUUGUAUUUUUCUUUCAUUGUUGUUGUUGUUGUUUUUGCACUACAAAUAAGACAUAUGCAGUGUGCAUAGGAAUUUGUUCAUUUUUUUUUUCUUCAAAUGAUCAUUCAGCCCCUCAACAGUCUAAAGGAUUGUGGACCGGCCCUCUGCUUUAAAAGUUUGAGGACCCCUGGUAUAGAUUAUUUUCCUGUCUGCUCAUCCAAGGAUUAUCAAGAUGGCAAAAACAGUGUGUUAGAUCAGAUAUGCUAGCAGAGGCUGCAGCAGUUUCCCUUUGCCCAGUCUUGCAGAGAAGGACAAGAUUUUGCCAUACCUGUCUCUCUGGCCUAUUCCCAUCUCAUACUGCCAUAACAUUUCCCUUUUGUGACAUGUCUUAAUCAGAUUGUAAGGCGGAGAACAAGGUUGGUCUUUUACUGCACCCUCGAUGGCGCCAUGAGUUAAACCGCUGAACGAAAGGUUGGCGGUUUGAAUCCGGGGAGCGGGGUGAGCUCUCAAUGUUAGCCCCAGCUUCUGCCAACAUAGUUCGAAAACAUGCGAAAUGUGAGUAGAUCAAUAGAUACUGCUCCGGCAGGAAGGUACGGCGCUCCAUGCAGUCAUGCCAGCCACAUUACCUUGGAAGUGUCUACGGACAAUAAUAUUAUUGUCGUCUCUUUGGCUUAGAAAUGGAAAUGAGCACCAAUCCCCAGUGUUGGACACAAUUAGACUUCAUUUCAGGGGAAAUCUUUACCUUUAAUAGUAAAAUCCUAUCAAAGCCAGUGAUGAUGAUAUUCCAACUCAGGGGUCCCCAAACUUUUUAAACAGGGGGCCAGUUCACGGUCCCUCAGACCCUUGGAGGGCCGGACUAUAGCUGAAAAAAAAACUAUAAAUAAAUUCCUAUGCACACUGCACAUCUCUUUUUUUGAAGUAAAAAAAACCCAAACAGGAUCAAAUACAGCCUCAAUGUUAAUCAUAAUCAUAAUAAAAAUAAUAAAAAGGGUUGGAUGCAUCACACAGCCCUAAAUGCUUGGGAACUUGUGAUUUUGGGAUACGAAAUCCAGCAUACCAUAUAUACUUGAGUAUAAGCCGACCCAAAUAUAAGCCGAGACACCAAAUUUUACCACAAAACAACUGGGAAAACAUUGACUCCAGUAUAAGCCGAAGGUGGUAAAUUUCAGAAAUAAAAACAGAUACCAAUAAAAUUACAUUAAUUGAUGCAUUGGUAGGUUAAAUGUUUUUGAAUAUUUACAUAAAGCUCAAAUUUAAGAUAAGACUGUCCAACUCUUAUCAAAUCAUUAUUCUCAUCUUCUGAUGGCGUAGUGGACUAAGUGACUUGAAGGCUGGGUUGCUGACCUGAAAGCUGCCAGGUUCGAAUCCCACCUGGGGAGAGUGCGGAUGAGCUCCCUCUAUCAGCUCCAGCUCCAUGCGGGGACAUGAGAGAAGCCUCCCACAAGGAUGGUAAAAACAUCAAAACAUCCAGGCAUCCCCUGGGCAACGUCCUUGCAGACGGCCAAUUCUAUCACUCCAGAAGCAACUCCUGUUGCUCCUGACACGAAAAAAAAAAAUCUUCUUAAAUGUAAAUGUGCUUAUGUAUCCUUUUAAUAAUAAUAGAGUAAAAUAAUACAUGUAAUAAUAAUAAUAAUAAUAAUAAUAAUAAUAAUAAUAAUAAUAAUAAAUACAGGGAAAUAAUACAAGUAAUAAUAAAUAGAGUAAAAUAAUAAAUGCAAUAAUAAUAAUAAGAUCAGAGUGAAAUAAUAAAUGUAAUAAUAAUAAUAAUAAUAAAAAUAGAGUAAAAUAAAUGUAAUAGUAGCAACAAUAACAGAGAAAAAUAAUAAAUGUAAUAAUACCAAUAAAUAUAGAGAAAAAUAAUAAAUGUACCAUAUAUUCUCGAGUAUAAGCUGACCCAAAUAUAAGCCAACCAGAACCCUCACCCGAGUAUAAGCCGAGGGGGGCUUUUUCAAUCUUAAAAAAAAGGGCUGAAAAACUAGGCUUAUACUCGAGUAUAUACAAUAUAUAUCUUGUUUGCUGUGUUAUACUGUGUUUUUGUGUCAAUAAUAAUAAUACUAAUAAUGAGGUUUGGAAGAGAUCAAUUGGGCCAUUUAGUCCAGCCCCCUUCUGCCUUUGUGCGCAAAAAGCACCAGCAAAGCACCCCCUUGAUAAUUAAUUAUUAAUUAAAUAGUAAUUAAAAUACCAUUAUAAACAAGCAAAGCUCUGGAAGGCACACACCGGGCGAAGGAGGAGGCGGGGGGCCAGAUAAAUGGCUUUGAUGGGCCGCAUGUGGCCCCCGGGCCUUAGUUUUGGGACCCCUGUUCCAACUUCUCCUCACCUCUGCUCCCUGCUGAAUUAACUGAUUGCAAACCAUAUUUGCAUUUCAAAUUCCAUUUGCAAAAACUGGGUUCAACUGAGGACAAAGGAGGAAAGUUGGACAGGAGGCACUUUAAACUUAGUUUGCAGAAACUGGAUUACACUGAGACAAAGGAGGAAAAGUUGGACAAGAGGCCAACAGGAACAUUUUAAAAGCACCCCUUUGCCCCCCACCAAAUUGGAGUUGGAAGUUAUCCACGUGAGGCCCAUAGAUCUGUGGGCUUCUUGUUUAUAGACCUGACAAAUGCAGGCAAGUUCAUAUUGGGUGCUUUUUGACUCGCCUCAGCCACAUGAGUCAUAAGUGUCGUUUUCAUGUAUGAGCCAGCUUUGAAAUGAAUAUUUUAUAUGCAGUAGUUUGCAUUCUAAGUAGUUCACGUAUUGGUUUUCAAAUUUUUUUGUAGCUACCCUGUAAAAUAGCGCGCGCACACCGAUGUAUGCUAAAUCGGUAUUAAGAAUGACAGAGAUGUUUGAAUUAGUUUGAACCUCAGCCCUGAUGUGGUUCAAAGUAUGUUUUGUGUUAAACGGCUCAGCCUGGACUCAUUUUCUUCCACCUCCACAAGAUGAUGAAUCAGUAGGGAUUAUUCAAUAUUUGUUUCAGCAUAGCCUUUCCCCAUUCCCUUUGUUUCCUAGUGUCCGUUUUUUGGAAAAGGUCAUUUCUGGGAAUUAAUCAGAGUCGUCGUCAUUAACAACAUCCUCUUCAUAAUUUUUGUGAUAAUAACCACCUUCUUGUUGGGUGUGCAUGUGUGUGUAUGAGACAGAUGUGUGUGUCUGUGUGUAUGCGCCUUUUACAGCUGGUCCUUUCAGUAGGUAGAAUGAGACAUCUGUCACAGCAGCAGAGUUUGGUUGUCAUGACAGUUCAGCAAAUCGUAUCUUAAAUGUACCGUAUUCUAUAUUUGUUACCAAGGAGAGGCAAGCUUUUUUCCUGAUACGGGUGUUAAAUAGCCUGGGCAAUUUUAAGUACAGUAGAGUCUCACUUAUCCAACAUAAACGGGCCGGCAGAAUGUUGGAUAAGCGAAUAUGUUGGAUAAUAAGGAGAGAUUAAGAAAAAGCCUAUUAGACAUCAAAAUAGGUUAUGAUUUUACAAAUUAAGCACCAAAACAUCAUGUUAUACAACAAAUUUGACAGAAAAAGUAGUUCAUUACACAUUAAUGCUAUGUAGUAAUUACUGCAUUUACGAAUUUAGCACCAAAAUAUCACAAUGCAUUGAAAACAUUGACUACAAAAAUGUGUUGGAUAAUCCAGAACGUUGGAUAAGUGAGUGUUGGAUAAAUGAGACUCUACUAUACUAGGUCACAUGUGCCAGACUCAAGGCCCGUGGUCUGAAUAUGGCCCUCCAUGCCAUUUCAGGUGGCCUUCCAGAUUUUUUGUGUGUCAGGAGGGACUUGAGAAACUGCAAGUCGCUUCUGGUGUGAGAGAAUUGGCCAUCUGCAAGGACGCUGCCCAGGAGACAUUGCUCGAAUGUUUUGAUGUUUUUACCAUCCUUGUGGGAGGCUUCUUUCAUGUCCCCACAUGGGAAGCUAGAGCUGACAGACGGGAGCUCACCCCACUCCCCGGAUUUGAACCGCUAACCUUUCAAUCAGCAGUCCUGCCAGCACGAGGGUUUAGCCCAUUACAACAUUGGGGGAUCCAGCCUUCCAGAUAUUGGACUACAACUCCUGUAUUCCUCAUCAUUAGGCAUCCUGCCUACAGCUGAUGGGAGUUGUAAUCCAGUAAAGGCUGCAGUUUGUUAUAUUCAGUUAGGCUAGGGAGAUUUGGAUUUAGAAACAAGGUUUGUGGAUAUGGUGCCUGAUGUUCAAAAGUCCUUUAACGUUUCCCCAACCUCACUGUCAGAAGUGCUGUUGAGUUGAUGUUCCUAUUAUCCCCAGUUAAUCAAAAGUGAUGGAAACUCUCAUUCAAUAAAAUCUGGGAACCCAAAUUGGGUAAAAACUAAAGAAGACCGACGACUAUGUAAUGGGUUUCUUUCUGGUGCACAGAACUUAGGGGAAAUAACAUGUAUUUUGGAGUACAGUAGAGUCUCACUUAUCCAACAUUCUGGAUUAUCCAACGCAUUUUUGUAGUCAAUGUUUUCAAUACAUCAUGAUAUUUUGGUGCUAAAUUUGUAAAUACAGUAAUUACUACAUAGCAUUUCUGUGUAUUGAACUACUUUUUCUGUCAAAUUUGUUAUGUAACAUGAUGUUUUGGUGUUUCAUUUGUAAAAUCAUAACCUAAUUUGAUGUGUAAUAGGCUUUUCCUUAAUGCCUCCUUAUUAUCCAACAUAUUCACUUAUCCAACAUUCUGCCGGCCCGUUUAUGUUGGAUAAGUGAGACUCUACUGUAUGUACAAAUGGUUUUCAAAUUUAAUGAGAGCUUAAGUCAGGGGUCCUCAAACUUUUAAAGCAGAGGGCCGGUCCACAAUCCUUCAGACUGUUGAGGGGCCGAAUUAUCAUUUGGAGUUUAAAAAAAUGAACAAAUUCCUAUGCACACUGCACAUGUCUUAUCUGUAGUGCAAAACAACAACAAUGAAAGAAAAAUACAAUAUUUAAAAAUGAAAACAGUUGUAACCAGCAUAAACCUAUCAGGAUUUCAAUGGGAAGUGUGGGACUGCUUCUGGCCAAUGAGAUAGUCAAGUUAAUUAGGAUUGUUGUUGUUGUGUGCCUUCAAGUCAUUUCAAACUUUGGGCGAGCCUAAGUCUAAAAUUAUUUAUUUAUUCAUUUAUUACAUUUAUUUAUUACAUUUAUAUCCUGCCCUUCUCACCCUGAAGGGGACUCAGAGCAGCUGUAUGUACAUACAAUAUAUUAUUAGCAUAGCACAAUAUUAGCAUUAUAUAUUACUAUAUUGAACUAUACCACUAUACUGUAAUAUUAUAUGUAAUAUAUAACAUAUAAUGAAUAUUAUUAUAUGGUAUUAGUAUUAGUAUUAUAUUGUAUAACAGUAUGAUAUUAUUAUCAAUAUUAUAAGUAAACUAGCUGUGCCGGCCACCCGUUGCUGUGGUGAAGUCUGGUGGUAUGGGAAAUAAAGUAUUGAGGAAUUGGUGAUAGUUAA